Trichosurus vulpecula (common brushtail) is the source of this 2161-nucleotide messenger RNA. It is a transcript of the gene DEPTOR, whose product is annotated as DEP domain containing MTOR interacting protein. Gene Ontology annotation, molecular function: protein binding. The transcript has 9 exons. The coding region runs from base 116 to 1390 and encodes 424 amino acids. The record is from RefSeq and is a predicted model, not a curated record. Lineage: Eukaryota; Metazoa; Chordata; Mammalia; Diprotodontia; Phalangeridae. Gene Ontology annotation, biological process: negative regulation of TOR signaling; intracellular signal transduction.
GAGCCCCGAGGCUGCCCCCAACAGAGAUGGCGGCCGGGGCUUCUGUAAGGGCUGGCUGAUUCUUAACACCCGGGUGAGCCUACAGCGGGGAGAGAAGAGUGAGCAGCUCGCGAGGAUGGAGGAGGAGGGCGGCAGCAGCUGCGGCACGGGCACCGGCACGGGCACGGGCACGGGCACCGGCGGCACCGGGAGCACUGGCGGCGGUGGCACGGUCAGCGGAGGCUUGCAGCAAAGGGAGCUGGAGCACAUGGCAGAGAUCCUGGUCACCGGGGAGCAGCUACGGCUCAGGCUACAUGAAGAAAAAGUGAUUAAAGAUCGAAGACACCACCUCAAGACAUAUCCAAAUUGCUUUGUGGCCAAAGAGCUAAUUGACUGGCUGAUUGAUCGAAAAGAAGCUUCUGAUAGAGAGACAGCUAUUAAACUAAUGCAAAAAUUGGCAGACCGGGGAAUUAUUCAUCAUGUGUGUGAUGAGCAUAAGGAAUUCAAGGAUGUCAAACUCUUCUACCGCUUCAGGAAAGAUGAUGGAACCUUCCCUUUGGAUAAUGAAGUGAAAGUAUUCAUGAGAGGACAGAGACUGUAUGAAAAGCUGAUGAGUUCUGAAAACACACUUUUGCAGCCAAGGGAGGAGGAAGGCAUCAAGUAUGAGCGAACCUUCAUGGCCUCCGAGCUCCUCGAUUGGCUGGUUCAGGAAGGAGAGGCCACCACAAGGAAUGAAGCCGAGCAACUUUGCCAUAGGCUUCUGGAGCACGGGAUCAUCCAGCAUGUGUCUAAUAAGCACGCUUUUGUGGAUAGCAACCUUCUCUACCAGUUUAGAAUGAAUUUCCGUCGGAGAAGAAGGCUAAUGGAACUGCUCAAUGAACGAUCUCCCUCCUCCCAGGAAACCCAUGAUAGUCCCUUUUGCUUGAGGAAACAGAACAGUGACAACCGAAAACCCACCAGUUUUAUGUCAGUGAGCCCAAGCAAGGAGAUCAAGAUCGUGUCUGCGGUGAGGAGGAGCAGCAUGAGCAGCUGUGGCAGCAGUGGUUACUUCAGCAGCAGCCCAACCCUCAGUAGCAGCCCACCAGUGCUCUGCAACCCCAAGUCAGUAUUAAAGAGACCAGUCACUUCUGAAGAACUCCUGACCCCUGGGGCUCCAUAUGCAAGAAAGACUUUCACUAUUGUUGGUGAUGCAGUGGGAUGGGGCUUUGUUGUAAGAGGAAGCAAGCCAUGUCACAUACAGGCUGUGGAUCCCAGCGGCCCAGCAGCUGCAGCUGGUAUGAAGGUCUGUCAGUUUGUGGUUUCUGUGAAUGGCCUCAACGUCCUGCAUGUUGACUACCGGACCGUGAGCAAUCUGAUUCUGACUGGCCCUCGCACUAUCGUCAUGGAAGUUAUGGAAGAGCUGGAAUACUAAGGAGGAGACUUCCCCCUUUCACCACUGUAUCAGACAAAUAGGAUCAUAACUACCUGCAACGAGUAACACAACACAAUGCAAAGGAAAAGCUGCCUUCCCCACUUAAAUGGGUGGCGGUGACCAUUUAUGUCUCCCUUACUCCCUUCAGUUUACUUUCAUAUGUGAUUUAAAUGUGGAAGUGCCCUUUAAGAAAUCCAUCCUUCUUCUCAUUUAGGACACUGGACUUACUAUCAUAUAGUGCCACCUACUCCAUGUCCUUUCAGUGUUUGUCAUAGUUGUAUUCUUUUCCUUUUAUGUCUUUUCUAUUUUAGAAAGAAAGUGAAGUUUUUCUCUCUCCAAACUUCAAAAUGCCAAAAAUUCCCAUGAGUGAUGGAAUGUACUUAUAUAAGUUCUCAUUUCAAAAUCUGAGUGAAAUCAGCAUGAAUUAGUGUAGUAGCACUGAUAAAAAUUCAAUGAACCUCAUAUCAAAGUGAUACCUGCAGGGCCCUUAAUAAACUAUGUGCCAACUUUUUAAAGAAAUAGAUUGGAAGCAUUGAUGUGUCUGAAACCCACCAGAAUCCCAUUUGGUCUCUCUGCCAUUGGCAGUCAGCUUUUUAUUUAUAACAUGCUUUUCAAUAUGAAAUGGAAUAAAAACUUUUGUAAUUUUUUUUAAAGCAUUUCUUAAAAUAUUCUACAACUCUCAGAAGGUACAUUACCCUUCAGGGGCUGAGUGAUUGUAGAAACUACAGUCACUUUUUUUGCAAUUGAUCCUAAAUCCAUUGAAUGUAUAUA